AACGUUAUCAGUUUGGUUGCAGAAGGCAAGGAGACCUGGAAACUAUUGCUGACUAUGUUGCAGAGCUACGCAAACUAGCUACAAGAUGUAACUUCAAGAAAGACACUCUUGAUGAAACGCUUCGGGACAGAUUUGUUUGUGGACUACGACAGGAGUUCAUAAGAAGCAGACUACUCACAAAGAAGGAUGAUCUAUCGUUUAGUCGUGCUGUGGAACUUGCUACAGGCUUAGAAGGGGCAAAGAAGCAUGCCCACAUGAUGGAAGGUGACCUCGCGAGAACAAAGAAAGAGCAGCAGGAUGGUAUCAACCGCACAGUAGACAAGAGACCUCCUAUGAAGCCAUGUUACAGAUGUGGGAAUGCUCAUUCACCUUCCACCUGUCGCUUCAGUACUGCCAAGUGUCAUAACUGUGGUAAACUUGGUCACAUAGGAAAGGUUUGUAGGAGCAAACCACAGAAGCCAGCUACCUCAAAGCCACCACAGAAAAAAGUUAGGGUUGAUCCUAUUCAGGUUAACGUCACGAUCAAUGGAAAGGAGCUUGUCAUGGAAUUGGACACAGGAGCAUCUGUUUCGAUCAUCAGCGAGAAAACGUUCGAUGACGUUUUACGAGAAACUAUCACACUACAACCUUCAAAGGUUUCUCUCACUUCAUAUUCAGGCCAUGAAUUAAAGGUCAUAGGGCAAGCAGAAGUUAUGAUAACUUAUCAAUCACUAGUUGUUACAGUACCUCUUGUUGUGGUUAGAGGGAAAGGCCCAAGUUUAUUUGGAAGAAACUGGUUACAGAAGAUUAAACUGGACUGGAAGUCAAUCAAGAAUGUUAACCAUAGUACAGCUCUGAAUGAUGUUUUUCAGAAACAUUCAUCAUUAUUUCAAGAGAAACUAGGCAAACUGGAAGGAAUGGAAGCUACUAUCAUUAAGGUAAAAUUAGAGCUGGACCCUUUACAGAAGGAAGGCGUCAUCACCCCCGUACAAUACUCUGAUUGGGCAGCACCGAUUGUCCCUGUACUCAAACCUGAUGGUAGUGUUCGCAUUUGUGGAGACUACAAAGUAACUGUUAAUAGAGUAUCAAAGCUGGACGCUUAUCCUUUACCUAGAGUAGAAGAUCUCUUUACAGCUUUAUCAGGUGGAGAACUCUACAUGAAAUUAGAUUUGUCACAUGCUUAUCAACAGCUAGUCCUAGAUGAGAAAUCAAAGAGAUACACGACGAUAAACACCAUCAAAGGAUUGUUCCAAUACGAAAGAUUACCUUUUGGUAUUUCAUCAGCACCAGCAAUUUUUCAGAGGACAAUGGAGAGUCUCCUCCAAGGUCUUCCAAAAGUAGUCACUUACAUUGAUGACAUUCUUGUUUCUGGAGCAGAUGAGGAAGAACAUAUUAAAAAUCUUGAUAUGGUUUUGGAGCGCCUACAAAAGGCUGGUGUUACACUUAAGAGAUAG
Amphimedon queenslandica is the source of this 1433-nucleotide messenger RNA. RefSeq lists its product as uncharacterized. Lineage: Eukaryota; Metazoa; Porifera; Demospongiae; Haplosclerida; Niphatidae. Gene Ontology annotation, molecular function: zinc ion binding; nucleic acid binding. The record is from RefSeq and is a predicted model, not a curated record. The transcript is spliced from 3 exons. The annotation marks the transcript as partial.